GUCCCUGCAGGGGCUGGUCAGGACGUGGGCCGGAGCUGCAUCCUGGUCUCCAUUGGGGGCAAGAACGUCAUGCUGGACUGCGGGAUGCACAUGGGCUUCAACGAUGACAGGCGCUUCCCAGACUUCUCCUACAUCACCCGCAACGGCCGGCUGACCGACUUCCUGGACUGUGUGAUAAUCAGCCACUUCCACCUGGACCACUGCGGGGCGCUGCCCUACUUCAGCGAGAUGGUGGGCUACGACGGGCCCAUCUACAUGACCCACCCCACCCAGGCCAUCUGCCCCAUCCUGCUGGAGGACUACCGCAAGAUCGCCGUGGACAAGAAGGGCGAGGCCAACUUCUUCACCUCCCAGAUGAUCAAGGACUGCAUGAAGAAGGUGGUGGCCGUGCGCCUCCACCAGACGGUCCAGGUGGAUGAGGAGCUGCAGAUCAAGGCCUACUACGCCGGCCACGUGCUGGGGGCAGCCAUGUUCCAGAUCAAAGUGGGCUCGGAGUCGGUGGUCUACACGGGCGACUACAACAUGACCCCGGACCGGCACCUGGGAGCCGCCUGGAUUGACAAGUGCCGCCCCAACCUGCUCAUCACAGAAUCCACAUACGCCACGACCAUCCGUGACUCCAAGCGCUGCCGGGAGCGGGACUUCCUGAAGAAGGUCCAUGAGACCGUGGAGCGCGGCGGGAAGGUGCUGAUCCCCGUGUUUGCGCUGGGCCGGGCUCAGGAGCUCUGCAUCUUGUUGGAGACCUUCUGGGAGCGCAUGAACCUGAAGGCCCCCAUCUACUUCUCCACGGGCCUGACGGAGAAGGCCAACCACUACUACAAGCUCUUCAUCACCUGGACCAACCAGAAGAUCCGGAAGACCUUCGUCCAGCGGAACAUGUUCGAGUUCAAGCACAUCAAGGCCUUCGACCGAGCUUUUGCCGACAACCCGGGCCCAAUGGUCGUGUUCGCCACACCAGGGAUGCUGCACGCUGGGCAGUCCCUGCAGAUCUUCCGGAAGUGGGCCGGGAACGAGAAGAACAUGGUCAUCAUGCCCGGCUACUGCGUGCAGGGCACCGUGGGCCACAAGAUCCUCAGCGGGCAGCGCAAGCUGGAGAUGGAGGGGCGGCAGGUGCUGGAGAUCCGGAUGCAGGUGGAGUACAUGUCCUUCAGCGCCCACGCGGACGCCAAGGGCAUCAUGCAGCUGGUGGGCCAGGCGGAGCCCGAGAGCGUGCUGCUGGUGCACGGCGAGGCCAAGAAGAUGGAGUUCCUGAAGCAGAAGAUCGAGCAGGAGUUCCGAGUCAGCUGCUACAUGCCGGCCAAUGGCGAGACCGUGACCCUGCCCACAAGCCCCAGCAUCCCCGUGGGCAUCUCGCUGGGGCUGCUAAAGCGGGAAAUGGCGCAGGGGCUUCUCCCUGAUGCCAAGAAGCCGCGGCUCCUGCACGGCACCCUGAUCAUGAAGGACAGCAACUUCCGGCUGGUGUCCUCUGAGCAGGCCCUCAAGGAGCUGGGCCUGGCCGAGCACCAGCUGCGCUUCACCUGCCGUGUGCACCUGCACGACUCGCGCAAGGAGCAGGAGACGGCCAUGCGUGUCUACAGCCACCUGAAGAGCCUCCUCAAGGACCACUGUGUGCAGCACCUCCCCGACGGCUCGGUGACCGUGGAGUCCAUCCUCAUCCAGGCUGCUGCCCACUCCGAGGACCCAGGCACCAAGGUGCUGCUGGUCUCCUGGACCUACCAGGACGAAGAGCUGGGGAGCUACCUCACAUCUCUGCUCAAGAAGGGCCUGCCCCCCGCCCCCAGCGGAGGCAGCUGACCACUGCAGGCUGCCUGCCCUUCCCUCGCCCAGCCAGGGGCCCUGGGCUUCCACUGCAGGACAGUUUCUGUGCCCUGGGCUUCCCUCUGUGCACGUGCAGCCCGCAGCAGGCCACAGCCUCAUGUGGGGCAACACCAGUGCCACAUGUCUGCCUGAGUGGCCUUUUGGGUGGAAGAAAUAAAUAACCCUGAAGACC
This is a messenger RNA of Myotis brandtii (Brandt's bat), 1990 nucleotides long. It is a transcript of the gene INTS11, whose product is annotated as cleavage and polyadenylation specific factor 3-like. Gene Ontology annotation, cellular component: nucleus. Gene Ontology annotation, biological process: snRNA processing. The transcript has 16 exons. Lineage: Eukaryota; Metazoa; Chordata; Mammalia; Chiroptera; Vespertilionidae. Bases 70 to 1794 code for a protein of 574 amino acids. The record is from RefSeq and is a predicted model, not a curated record.